UACAAAUCGACCAACUUCUUUCCCGCCAAAAUAGAUUUGCAUUGACGCGGUAUGUCUCACAUUUCUAACCACUACUGUUCUCUUCUGAAGCUCUGCUGCGACACCCAAAACCGCGCACAAUUGAAGAAGCUCCACUGCCGGAUAAUCAAAACCGUAUCGAACGUAGAGACAUUCUUGCUGAACAACCUCAUCAAUGCAUACAGCAAGCUCGACGACUUCGUGUACGCACGCCGCGUGUUCGAUCAAAUUCCCAGGCCAAACCAGUUCUCAUGGAACACCAUUCUCUCCGUUUACUCCAAAGCCGGAAACUUUCUGGAAAUGCAGGAAGUAUUCCGCAUGGUCCCGAGGAAAGAUGGGGUUUCUUGGAAUUUGGUUAUUUCGGGUUAUGCCUCUCACGGCUCGGUUGAUGAGGCUUUGAGGGCUUUUAAGUUGAUGUUGAGGGAUGGGAGGGUGAAUUUGAACAGAAUCACGUUUUCUACCAUGCUUAUAUUGUCUUUGAGCAAUGGUUGGAUCCAAUUGGGGAGGCAAAUUCACGGACAGAUAGUGAAGUGUGGGUUUGAGUCGUAUGUUUUUGUGGGGAGUCCCUUGACGGAUAUGUAUGCGAAACUUGGGUUUAUUAGUGAGGCAAAACAGGUUUUUGAUGAGUUACCAGAGAGAAAUUUGGUUUUGUCUAACACAAUGAUUAUGGGUUUUCUGAGGUGUGGGAUGGUGAAAGAGGCGGAGAGAUUGUUUAUGUGUUUGCCAGAGAGGGAUUCUAUAUCAUGGACUACAAUGAUUACUGGGCUAACACAGAAUUGUCUAGAUAUAAAAGCUUUAGAAUUGUUCAGAGAAAUGAGACUGGAAGGUUUGGCAAUUGACCAGUUUACCUUUGGGAGUAUUUUGACUGCUUGUGGAAGUUUACUGGCAUUGAAAGAAGGUAAACAGAUUCAUGCUUAUGCAAUCAGAAGUUAUCAUAUGGAUAACAUUUUUGUUGGCAGUGCGCUUGUUGAUAUGUAUUCCAAGUGUAGAAGCAUUAACUAUGCAGAGAAUGUCUUUAGGAGGAUGAAAAGCAAAAAUGUUGUGUCUUGGACUGCAUUGGUAGUGGGUUAUGGCCAAAAUGGAUACAGUGAAGAAGCUGUUCGGACGUUUUGUGAGAUGCAACGGAAUAGAGUCAAGGCAGAUGAAUUUACUUUAGGAAGUGUCGUUAGCUCGUGUGCAAACCUAGCAAGCAUAGAAGAAGGAGCCCAGUUUCAUGGUCAAGCAUUAGUUUCAGGCUUGAUUUCCUUCAUUACAGUUUCCAAUGCUCUUGUAACCCUGUAUGGUAAGUGUGGAAGUAUAGAAGAAUCUCAUAAACUGUUCAAUGAGAUGGCGGUUAAGGAUGAGGUCACUUGGACUGCAUUGGUUUCCGGGUAUGCACAGUUUGGAAAAGCCGCUGAAACUAUUGACCUUUUUGAGAAAAUGCUUGCACAAGGACUGCAACCAGAUGGAGUGACUUUUGUUGGGGUUCUAGCUGCUUGCAGUAGGGCAGGACUUGUAGAUAAAGGGAAAUAUUAUUUUGAUUCAAUGGUAAGAGAACAUAGAAUUAUGCCUACUCUUGAUCACUAUACUUGCAUGAUUGAUCUAUUAAGCCGCUCUGGACAGUUAGAAGAAGCAAAACACUUUAUACAAAAGAUGCCCUGCCAUCCUGAUGCAAUUGGUUGGGCUACACUGCUGAGCUCUUGUAGAACUCGUGGUAAUAUGGAAAUUGGGAAAUGGGCAGCUGAGUCUCUUUUGCAAAUAGAGCCUCAAAAUCCAGCCAGCUAUGUCUUGCUUUCAAGCAUGCAUGCUGCUAAAGGAGACUGGAAUGAAGUGGCCCAGUUAAGGAAGGCAAUGAGAGAUAAUGGUGUGAAAAAGGAACCAGGAUUUAGUUGGAUCAAAUAUAAAAACAAGCUGCAUGUUUUCUCAGCUGAUGAUAAGUCCAGUCCAUAUUCAGACAAGAUAUAUGCAGAGCUUGAUACGUUGUACUGUAGAAUGAUAGAGGAGGGCUAUAUUCCUGAUGUAAGCUCUGUCCAGCAUAAUAUUGUGGAAUCUGAGAAAGUGAAACUUCUUAACCACCAUAGUGAGAAGCUUGCAAUUGCCUUUGGUUUGAUCUUUGUUCCUCCUGAGCUCCCCAUAAAAGUGGUUAAAAAUCUUAGGGUAUGUGUUGAUUGUCACAAUGCAACUAAAAUAAUUUCCAGGAUCACUGGAAGAGAAAUUUUAGUAAGAGAUGCUGUAAGAUUCCAUUUGUUUAAAGAUGGAGAAUGUUCUUGUGGAGAUUUCUGGUGAUAUGCUGCCUGUCUUUUGACUAUCAGAGAAUGACAAUCAGCUUCUUUCAUGUUUAUAUGGAACCCAUUAGUUGAGAUGACAAGUGAAUGCUCUGAUUUGCUGAUGGCAUUGAACUUCUUAUGAUUACUAUGGUGCCCUUAGAAAAUUUUCUUCCAGUUCAUACUAUUGGAAGACUAGAAGGUGCCAAGGUGGAAUAAUUGCCUGUAAGAAAUCUUUGUAGGAUAGGGUGUUUCUUUUCCCAACAAUUGAGUUGAAGUUUCCUAAGGAGAAUCCAACCAAUCGAGCAGUGAAUCCUUCUUGACAAGUAACCGAGAGAGGGAUGUCUCAAAACUCUCCAAGGAGAUACAACCUAGAGAUAAAAACACAUGCUAUUAAGGAUAUACUUGGAAGAUUUACCCUGGGCGCCGGAUACAAAGGAGAAGUGCUGGUUCAUCACGCCACAGUUCUGAGGCCUUCAUGGGAG
This is a messenger RNA of Ipomoea nil (Japanese morning glory), 2746 nucleotides long. Its product is annotated as putative pentatricopeptide repeat-containing protein At1g68930. The transcript is spliced from 3 exons. The record is from RefSeq and is a predicted model, not a curated record. Lineage: Eukaryota; Viridiplantae; Streptophyta; Magnoliopsida; Solanales; Convolvulaceae. Bases 52 to 2283 code for a protein of 743 amino acids. Gene Ontology annotation, molecular function: RNA binding; zinc ion binding; protein binding. Gene Ontology annotation, biological process: RNA modification.